UGAGCCAACCCUGUCCGUUUAAACCGAGAAGACACCCAUACCGACUCCUCAAUGCAAAAAAAAUAAAAGGGUGCCAAGAAGCUGGGACGGAGGAACGUGGGUGUAAAUAGACAGUGAAUGCGCGCUCUCUCUCUCUCUCUCCCCUCUCUCUCUCUCUCUCUCUCUCUCUCUUUCUCUCUGUCUCUCUCCCUCUCUCCCUCCCCCUUCUUCUUCCCUCUCUUUCUCUCUCUCUUUUAUGAAAUCAAUGAACGAGUUAUUGGGUAGGACAUAAAUAUAAGGAAUCAAAGCCUCCACCGGGACCAACAGCAUUGCGCGCUUUUCAUAUGCGUCUUGGCCAAAUGCUACAUGUGUUUUCAUAUCAUUGUAAAUACUGGCUUUGAGAGGACGGGAGCGGAAUCAUCCCUGGCACGGCUUGGUCUCGGAACCAAAUUCUGACCAAGACUUUCACCAGCUUUUUUCCUUUUUUUUUUUUUUUUUUUUUCUUUUUUUUCCUCCAACGUGAAACGAUUCUCCACCAUCACCAUCCGCUGCUGUUGCACCCAUCCCAACUCACUGGCCGGUCCGAAGAUGGCAACUUUAACCAACGGGCAGGUGGACGGCACGGUGCACGGUGUCGGUGUGGUCUCCGCCAGCACGAACGGGCUCGUGAACGGAUUAAAUCAUAGCCACAGCCCGGCGGGAUGCCCCGCCACCAUCCCCAUGAAGGACCACGAUGCCAUCAAACUCUUCAUCGGUCAGAUCCCCCGCAACCUGGACGAGAAGGACCUCCGGCCCCUCUUCGAGGAGUUCGGCAAGAUCUAUGAGCUCACGGUGCUCAAAGACCGCUUCACGGGCAUGCACAAAGGCUGUGCCUUCCUCACCUACUGUGCCAGAGAGUCAGCCCUGAAAGCCCAGAAUGCAUUGCACGAGCAGAAGACCCUGCCAGGCAUGAACAGACCGAUCCAGGUGAAGCCAGCAGACAGCGAGAGUCGAGGAGAAGACAGAAAGCUCUUUGUGGGCAUGCUCAACAAGCAACAGUCAGAAGAUGAUGUGCGGCGCCUUUUCGAGUCCUUCGGCAGCAUCGAGGAAUGCACCAUCCUCAGAGGUCCCGACGGAAACAGCAAAGGCUGCGCGUUUGUAAAAUACUCCUCUCACGCUGAAGCUCAGGCAGCCAUCAGUGCACUACACGGCAGCCAGACAAUGCCUGGUGCCUCAUCCAGUCUGGUGGUAAAGUUCGCCGACACGGAUAAGGAGCGCACCAUUCGCCGCAUGCAGCAGAUGGCUGGUCAGAUGGGCAUCUUCAACCCCAUGGCCCUGCAGUUUGGAGCCUAUGGAGCCUACGCUCAGGUGCAGCAGCAAGCAGCAUUGAUGGCGUCCGUAGGCCAGGGAGGCUACCUCAGUCCAAUGGCAGCCUUUGCUGCUGCCCAGAUGCAGCACAUGGCCACCAUCAAUGGCCUCCCAGGAGCGCCGCUGACACCAACGUCAGGCGGCAGCACUCCCCCAGGCAUCAGCGCCCCCACAGUGACCAGCAUCCCCUCUCCCAUUAGUGUAAAUGGUUUCACUGGCAUGCCGCCCCCCCAGGCGAACGGGCAGCCCCCUGCCGAAGCCGUCUUCACCAACGGGAUACACCAUUACCCUGUGUUGCAGGAGGUGGUUUUUAGGGAGGACUCAGAGAAAAACAGCUUGGGCGUGGCUCCGCGGAGUUGUUUUGGGGUUCAGGGUGGCUGCUUCCUCUCCUCUCUCUCUGAAGCAGCUCAAAGUCCCACUGCAGCUGAUCCUCUCCAGCAGGCUUACACAGGAGUCCAGCAGUAUGCAGCAGCCUACCCCGCUGCAUACGGCCAGAUCAGCCAAGCCUUCCCCCACCCUCCACCCAUCAUUCCUCAGCAGCAACGAGAAGGACCAGAGGGUUGCAACCUGUUCAUCUACCACCUCCCUCAGGAGUUUGGGGAUGGAGAGCUGAUGCAGAUGUUCCUGCCUUUCGGUAAUGUCAUCUCCUCCAAAGUGUUUGUGGAUCGGGCGACAAACCAAAGUAAAUGCUUUGGGUUUGUGAGCUUCGACAACCCAGGUAGUGCCCAAGCUGCCAUCCAGUCGAUGAAUGGCUUCCAGAUCGGCAUGAAAAGACUCAAGGUGCAGCUGAAGAGGCCAAAGGACGCCAACCGCCCCUACUAACCCCCACCCCAGCCAGCCACCGCCACCAUGGUGGCCGGGGCAGCCGUCAAACACAGGGAAAGACAGGUUUUGUUGAGCUGAAUCAUAUGUUGGCUACUUGCUACCCACCACUGAGUGCAAACUCAACAUCUGGACCACUGAGGCUGCUUCUGAAACAGAGGAGGGGGAGAG
Messenger RNA from Salarias fasciatus (jewelled blenny), 2319 nucleotides. RefSeq names its product CUGBP, Elav-like family member 4 (gene celf4). Lineage: Eukaryota; Metazoa; Chordata; Actinopteri; Blenniiformes; Blenniidae. Gene Ontology annotation, molecular function: RNA binding. The transcript is spliced from 14 exons. Bases 568 to 2148 code for a protein of 526 amino acids. The record is from RefSeq and is a predicted model, not a curated record.